AUGACUAAUGCUGCUGGAAUGGAAGUCCUCAAUCAGCCAUUACACGGGAUUGUAAUUCCAAGUGGCCUUUUCAUAGUUGGGCUCGCCGUGAUUGCUUGGUCCGUUGGUGAUGCGAGGUAUAUGUUGGGAUUGACAAUUCUUAUUAUUUUCCUAACCUUCAGACUUGGUAUUGCAUAUUCAAAUAGGAGAUCAGUCUUAGCUAACAAGUGGACUCCAUUGGAGUUAGAAGAGCAAACUUUGAUCACUAGGAAUGCCGCGAUUUACCGUUUUAAGUUAAAAAACAGCUCUGAAACGUUAGAUAUUGCAACUGGGUUCCACCUCGCAGUUAAGGUUACAGUUGACAACCAAGAGGAGAUCAGAUAUUAUACGCCUAUUUCAAAUAAAUUUGCAAACGGUUACUUUGAUAUAAUCGUUAAAUCAUAUGUCGAUGGUAAAGUGUCAAAAUGGUUUGCGAGCUUAAAGCCAGGGCAGUGUGUGGAGUUUAAAGGACCCGUUGGAAGGUUUAGUUACGUCACAAACUCUUUCAAGAGAAUCGGUAUGGUUACUGGUGGGUCAGCUAUCACUCCAAUGUUAAGUGUGCUUAAUAAAAUUGUUACCACGCCUGAGGAUACUACUAAGGUUAGCUUAAUCUAUGCUAACGAGACUGAAAACGACAUUAUGCUAAAAGAAGAAUUGGAUGAACUCGCCAAGAAGUAUCCCAACUUUGAAGUACACUAUGUAUUAUCUAAGCCAAGGGGAAGUUGGAAUGGGGAUAUUGGGCAUGUUACCAAGGAGCAUAUGCAAAACUACCUCCCACCACCUGCUGCCGAAAACAGACUAUUGAUAUGUGGACCUCCUAAAAUGAAGCAAAUGUUACUAAGUUAUGCGAGCGAAUUAGGAUGGCCCAAAGGUGUCUUGAAUUCCAAACCUGAUGACCAAGUAUUUGUAUUUUGA
This is a messenger RNA of Eremothecium cymbalariae DBVPG#7215, 933 nucleotides long. RefSeq names its product cytochrome b5 reductase family protein. Bases 1 to 933 code for a protein of 310 amino acids. The transcript has a single exon. The record is from RefSeq and is a predicted model, not a curated record. NCBI's taxonomy places the organism in Eukaryota, Fungi, Ascomycota, Saccharomycetes, Saccharomycetales, Saccharomycetaceae. Gene Ontology annotation, molecular function: oxidoreductase activity. Gene Ontology annotation, cellular component: plasma membrane; endoplasmic reticulum.